AUGUCCAACCCCGCCCCGGAAUUCAAAGGAGAUGGCGUCCCCCCCACGCGAUGGAACCGCGAUUUCGAAAAGAAGUCCGAAGAGCUGAAACCGGAUCUGCAUCGCUGGACACGAACAAUACAGAACAUCAUUUCCUUCGACAAGGACGAGGGUAGUUACUUUGGUGUACGCGCCUCGCGCGCCGUCGGAUCGAUAGAGCAGUUUGAAUCGAAAACAUGGGGCAAGGGGGACGGCUUCGUUGUCGACUUCGGCAUACACAUGGUGGGCUUCCUGUCAAUGAAGCUCGACGCCCACGGCUCCCAGAUGGAUGCGCCGUGCCGACUGCGUCUGACGUUCGGGGAGACUCCCCUCGACGUGACGCGGGGUAUGGACAACGUCAAGACGUGGAUCAGCACCGCGUGGCUUCCGGAUGAAAUCAUCAACAUCGACAUGUGUCCGGAGGUCAUCCGGCUCCCCCGACGCUACUCGUUCCGGUUUCUCCGUGUCGAGGUGAUUGAUACGUCAAUCAUGUUCAAGGUCUCCUUCUCUGACGUCGCGUGCGAAUGUGUCAGCGCAGUGAGCCAGGACGACGAGAUCGAGCUGCCGCAUUUCAAGGAGGACCUGAUCGGACGCAUUGACCAGGUCUGCGUAAUGACGCUGCGGGACUGCAUGCAGACCGUCUUCGAGGACGGACCGCGAAGAGAUAGACGUCUGUGGAUAGGCGACCUACGGCUGCAGGCUUUGGCCAACUACAAGACAUUCAGGAACUUUGGCCUCGUCAAGCGCUGCAUUUACCAGUUCGCCGCCAUUGCCCGGGAGGACGGCGCGAUACCUGCAUGCCUGUUUGAGUCCCCCAAGCUCAAACCGUCGUCAGACUACAUUGUCGACUACGACGCCCUGUUUGCGGUGAUAGUGCGCGACUAUGUUGAGGCCAGCGGCGACCUGGAGGCCGGGAAAGAGCUCUGGCCUAGCGUCCUGGGCUGUCUGAAAAAGGCCCUGUCCAACGUUGAGCCGGGAUCGGGGGUAUUCGACGUGACGCGAAGCAAGGAUUGGAAAUUCCUGGACUGGCAGCCUGAGCUGGACCGCAACGCCGGCCUGCACGGUGUCCUCAUCUACUGUCUCAGAGCCGCCAACGGUCUGGCCCGGCUGAUCGGCCGGGACGCACCCUACGAGCAGGAUGUGGCGAACUUGACCAGAUCGGCGGCUGUCUUCCUCUCCGACGCGGGCCUCUUCGUCUCGGGACCCGAGCAGCAGGUCAGCUACGCGUCGGCCGCCUGGCUCACGCUAUCCGGUGCCUUCCCGGAGAAGACGGCCCGGGAGGCGCUUCUGAAAAGCCUGGAGACCCCGGACGCUGUCCGCCCGCUUACCCCGUACAUGUGGCACUACGUCUGCGACGCCCUGUCUUCCGUGGGCUGCGCUGACAAGUGCCUGGAGAUCAUCACGGAUUACUGGGGCAGAAUGGUCGAAGCGGGAGCAGAUACGUUCUGGGAAUACUUCGACCCUGAAGACUGCAUGGGUAGCCCGUACGGCGAUGCGAGAAACAACAGCUACUGUCAUGCGUGGAGCUGCACGCCAACGUACCUGCUCCGUGGGAAGCUGAGUGAGAAGGUCGUCCGAGAGAACUCGUGUUCCAGCACUGUCACUAUUCGCCAACUUGACGAUGCGUGGGUGACGCGGAGCGGUCGCCGGUACUCUCUAAAGGAUGACUGA
Messenger RNA from Geosmithia morbida, 1689 nucleotides. Its product is annotated as Bacterial alpha-L-rhamnosidase. Gene Ontology annotation, biological process: carbohydrate metabolic process. The record is from RefSeq and is a predicted model, not a curated record. The coding region runs from base 1 to 1689 and encodes 562 amino acids. The transcript has a single exon. Lineage: Eukaryota; Fungi; Ascomycota; Sordariomycetes; Hypocreales; Bionectriaceae.